Messenger RNA from Epinephelus fuscoguttatus (brown-marbled grouper), 3654 nucleotides. RefSeq names its product ring finger protein 40 (gene rnf40). The record is from RefSeq and is a predicted model, not a curated record. The coding region runs from base 72 to 3122 and encodes 1016 amino acids. Gene Ontology annotation, molecular function: metal ion binding; ubiquitin protein ligase activity. Lineage: Eukaryota; Metazoa; Chordata; Actinopteri; Perciformes; Serranidae. Gene Ontology annotation, cellular component: nucleus; HULC complex. The transcript is spliced from 20 exons.
CUUCCUGUAGCUUCUCCUGAUGCACUGACUUAGUUACAUUUUCAAUUGCUCCGUGCGAAGGGGACGGAAAGAUGUCAGGUGCUGGGGGAGGAAAACGUCCCUCAGGAGGGGACAGCCCCCCUGGCCCACCUGAGAAGAAGAGCAAAAAAGAGGAGAAGACCACCACCACUCUCAUCGAGCCCAUACGCAUAGCUGGAGUCUCCUCUACGGAGGAAAUGGACAUGAAGGUCCUCCAGUUCAAGAAUAAGAAGUUAUGUGAGCGCUUGGAGCAGAGGCAGACCAUGGAGGAUGAGUUACGAGAGAAAAUUGAGAAGCUGGAGAAGAGACAGGCCACUGAUGACACCACCCUGUUGAUUGUCAACCGCUACUGGUCACAGCUGGAAGAGAAUGUGCACAUUCUACGCAAACGUAUUGAACCCGACGCUCCGGUGACAUCUUCCCAAGCCCCACCAGCGCCCCCGCUCCCUGAACCAACACCUAUGGAGGAAGAUGGUGUCAGCCUGGCAUCACCAACCUCUGCCGUGCCUCCACCUCCACUCCCAGAGGCCCCAAACGAGGGAGAGCAGGCAGAGCAGCAGCAGCAGCAGCAGCAGCAGCAGCAGCAGCAGCAGCAGCAGCAGGAGGAGGAGCAUCAGGAAGAUCGUCAAGAAGAGCAGAAGCAGCCCCCUCCUCCUACUGGGUCAGAAGAGUUGUUGACACCCACAGAGCCACCAACAGACUCAGCAACAGAUGCAACACCACCCCCUGCUCCCCUAAGUGAGAAUGCCAAGGGUUUCUUAACUACGCUGGAGCACAGCAGCGAGGAGGAGCUCACCCUGCACCUGCAAGACCGCAUGCAGUUCAGCAAGGAAGCCAUCGCUUGCUUGGUCUGUGUGUUUGACAGGCUGCACAGCCGCAUCGACAACAUGUGCAAACAAGUCCAGGCUGCAGCAUGUGAAGACGAUAGCCAGUCUGACAUCAUCAAUGCAAACCAUACUCUGCUGGAGGAGAACAGUCGACUGCGAGACCUGGCCACUCUGCUGCAGGGCCGACACCACAAGAUGUCCAUGGAGUACAAUGAGUUGGUGGACAAGGUGACCAGCUCUGAGACCAAGGUGUCUGAGAUGGAGACAACCGUGGAGGACCUGCAGUGGGACAUUGAGAAACUCCGCAAUAGGGAACAAAAGCUCAACAAACAUCUGGCAGAAGCCAUGGAGCAGCUUAAGUCUGGAUACAGCAGCACCGGCAGCUCAGGUGGGCUACCAGGAGGCCAGAUUACACUGAACAUUCAGAAGUUUGAGAGUCUGAAUGCAGAGUUGGAGCACAACCAGGAGUUGGCUAAUAGUCGCAUGGCAGAGCUGGAGAAACUGCAGGUUGAGCUCCAGGAGGCCGUGAGGGAGAGCGAGAAGCUCAAGAUGGAUUUGCGGAAUAUUCCAGAGGAGGUUGUGAAGGAGACUCUAGAGUACAAAUGUCUGCAGUCGCAGUUCUCCCUGCUGUACAAUGAGUCCCUGGGGGUAAAAACCCAGCUGGAUGAGGCACGAGCCCUACUGCUCACUGCCAAGAACGCCCAUCUGCGACAGAUUGAGCACAUGGAGAGUGAUGAGCUGUCCCUUCAAAAGAAGCUGCGGACUGAGGUCAUCCAGCUGGAGGACACCCUGGCUCAGGUGCGCAAAGAGUAUGAGAUGCUGCGCAUUGAGUUUGAGCAGAACCUGGCAGCCAACGAACAAGCAGGACCAAUCAACAGGGAAAUGCGACACUUAAUCAGCAGUCUUCAGAACCACAACCUGCAGUUGAAAGGUGACGUUCAGCGCUACAAGAGGAAGUUGCGGGAAACACAGAUGGAGAUCAAUAAGUUGCGUUGUCAGAGUGGCGACACAGGGGUUCUGAUUCUGGAGGAGUCGACGAGUGACAGUAUCGACGUGAAAAAAGAGGAAGAUGAGGACCAGGAGGAGGAGGAGGAGAGGAGGAAGGAGCUGGAGAGACAGCGGGCCCGGGAGAGAGAAAGGGAGAGGGAGGCAGAGCGAGAACGAGAGAGGGAGCGGGAGAGAGAGAGGCAGCGCAGCGACGAGCUGAAGAGGAAGGACUCAGACACACUGAAGAUGCUCAGAGUAGAACUCAAGAAAGCCCAGGAGUCCCAGAAAGAGAUGAAGCUCUUGUUGGACAUGUACAAGUCAGCUCCAAAGGAGCAGAGGGACAAAGUGCAGCUCAUGGCAGCUGAGCGCAAAUCUAAAGCUGAGGUGGAUGAGUUAAGGAUGCGAGUGCGAGAGCUGGAGGAGAGGGAGAGGAAGGAAAGCAAGAAGCUGGCUGAUGAAGAUGCCCUCAGGAAGAUCCGAGUGGCCGAAGAGACCAUUGAGCAUCUGCAGAAGAAACUCGCUGCAACAAAGCAGGAGGAGGCCCUGCUGAGUGAGAUGGAUGUAACAGGCCAGGCCUUCGAGGACAUGCAGGAGCAGAACAGCCGCCUGUUGCAGCAGUUACGGGAGAAGGACGACGCUAAUUUCAAGCUGAUGAGUGAGCGGAUCAAAUCUAACCAGAUCUACAAGCUGCUGAAAGAGGAGAAGGAGGAGUUGGCCGACCAAGUUCUCACAUUCAAAACCCAGGUGGAUGCCCAACUGCUGGUUGUGCAGAAGCUCGAGGAAAAAGAGGGCGUCCUUCAGAGCACGCUCGCCGCUCUGGAAAAAGAGCUGUCUGUCCGGACACAAGCACUAGAACUCAACAAGAGGAAGGCAGUGGAGGCUGCCCAGCUGGCAGAGGACCUGAAGGUGCAGCUGGAGCACACGCAGGCCAAGCUGAAGGAGAUCCAGGUCUCUGUGGCUGAGAACCGCACCGCCCGGGAGAGGGAGAGCAGCAACCUGAAACGCGCACAGGAGGAUCUGUCGAGGCUGAGACGGAAGCUGGAGAAACAGAAGAAGGUGGAGGUGUACUCUGAUGCUGAUGAGAUCCUGCAGGAGGAGAUCAACCAGUACAAGGCCAAGCUGCGCUGCCCGUGCUGCAACACACGAGACAAGGAGACGGUGCUCACCAAGUGUUUCCACGUCUUCUGCUACGAAUGUUUGAAGAUGCGUUACGACACCCGACAGAGGAAAUGCCCCAAGUGCAACUGUGCCUUCGGAGCCAACGACUUUCACCGCAUCUACAUCACCUAAUUCACGGAGAGACAGAGGAGUGAGAAGAGAAAACAGUAGACAGAACCAAAGGAGAGAAUCGCAUAGAGAAAAGACAAAAUAACUGAAGAUUUAUUCAAAGAGGCAGACAUUUUGGGGAUAUCAGAUGAGUGUGUUCCCCCUUUUUAUUCUCUCUUUGGAAAGACUCGUUUUACUGCAUCAUUGCCAGUUGAUGAUUUAUUUGGUGACCAAACACAUAGUGACACAUCUGACUGAGAGUGUUGUGCUGUAGUUAAUAAACACAGUUGUUUGUGCACACAGUGAUAUUCUUACAUGUUGAGCUGCUCCUGCACUGUUUUUUUUCCUGUCCUUGUUCUUGCCAUGUUAAACAUCCUUUCUUUUAACAAACUGGGCCCAACUUUUAAGUAUGUUUCUUUGUUUUUUUUUUAAUGUAUUGAAAAACCUGGAACUGCAGUGGUUGGUCUUACUGAAGCAUUUCUUUGAGUGGUUUCGUCCUGCUGGCUUUUUGGAAAUCCCGUAAAAUCAGUGAAGCUGAAAUUUUACAUUUUAAAAA